CUAAUAAACAGAAAAACAGCUGGUUGAAAGCUGUGAUCUCCAAUGCAUUCCUAGUUCUCAUUUGUAGAAAAUGAGAAUGCCUGGUAUUUGUUAUUCAUCCUUUUUUAGAUGUAAUGUAAUGAAUUCAAUUCAUUUUCAACAAUAAUGCUACAACUUAACUAUGUUUCCCAAUAAAUAUAUUAAACAUCAGCAUGACUCACAUUUUAGUUAUUGAUAGGAAAAAUAUAUUAUUAUUUAGGUGAGGAACUGACGAACCUCUGAAUAAACAAUUAUGGAAGAAUUCGAGUCCUAUUUUGAUACUUUGAAUUUCCACUUCACUAGUUGGAAUGAUAUUUUAGAAAAUGAAAACAUUGAUAUCGGAAGCAAUAAUGUUGAUAUGGUGGAACAAAACGUUCAGUUGCUACCUCGACAAGAUGUUUCUCUAUAUGGAAUAAUUCCCAAAAUGGAGAAGAGAUCAUUUAGUACUUGUAAAGAUUGUAAACAUGUAUUCAAUCCUAAAGAUGUAUUACUGCAUAAGAAUUGCACUGUAAGAAUAAAAUCUCAACAUACUCCACAUUUCAAGAAAAAAGUCAAGUCGAAAAAGAAGUCACCUCUGCCGCUUCCACCUUUAUUUCCUACCGGCCUAGAAGGUGUGUCGCCCCUAGGAGAAUUGAAUACAACAGAGAUACGGCAGAAUUCCAUAUUUAUUGUCAAUGUGAACGAGUUGCCACCAAUAGAUGCCGCUGCAAGCCCUAUGUCAGCAAAACCCUCCCAACUGGUGGAGGAUGUAGGAAAUAUACCGUUACCACCUACACAUAAUACAUCAUUGAACGAAUCAUCUACUCUUGACAAGACAACAGCAAAUUCCCAGGACCAAACAAGCAGUAAAACCUUAAGUCACACAAAUUCAAAUUCCCACACAAGUAGUUCCAAAUGUAAGAGAAAGAAAUAUUCAAAAUCACACAAAGAAUCGGACCCAAAAUCACACACAGGCCCCCCAAUCGAAGAUAAUAAAAAUCAACAAAUGCGAAGUAUUAAGUAUUCUAAUCAUACCAGUGUUAAUGAAGCUCUCGUCCUCAACAACAAAACUGUGAACGUAGAUUGUGAUUACUUUACUCAGGAAAACUCCCAAGAAAUUCCAGUCCCAGUAGUAUUUAUGCCAAUGAGUCCCGUAGCUGCUUUAUCGCCUCUACAGAUCAUCAAAGAAGAUUUGGUAUGUGUGGAUACUCCCGAGGAACCUAUAACCCCAACUGAAUGUUCACACCAACUCUACCUCACCAUCCCUGAACAAUUGACUGUUAAAAUGUAUAAAACUAGACCGAAAUUAGGAUCAUAUCCUUCAUAUGGUGCUCGUAAUAUAGGUGGAGCUAUUGUCAUUUCUAAGCAAAAGUUAAUCAAUCAGCGGAAAGAUAUCUUAUCCGCUAUAAAUUCUCAACACAUAGCGAAUGAUAUAUUGUCUAAUUACAACAAAUCAUUUGCUCAUCGUAUUAAUGUUAUAAAGACUAAGAACAACAAAAUUAACUUUAGGAAAUCCUCAUGUGACAAGAGUCAAAAUAAUGACAUAAAACAUCUAAGACUCUCUCCUGACGUGAAUGGCUUCAUUAUCCAUACAGACGUUUCUGAUGGUAAUGAAGAACAGCAGAAUACCAUUCACAAUGGAAAAUUAUCGAUGAUGAACAUUAAGUGACAUUUACCAUUUUCUGUUCCAUCUUGCGUUAUUCUUUGAUUUCAGUGAGUGGUGAACAAAUUUACGUUGUUACGAAUCCUUCUAGAAAGCCAAAGAUCUUAAUUUGGAGCUUUUAAAGCUGGCAGGCACAAAGCUUGAAAACAAACCCAAUCAAUCGAUUUUUACAGCUUUGUUUGAGAGUUUUUUUUAUUUUUAGCGAAUAUGGAUUAUUUAUUGAAUUCGGUUUUUUUUUAUCCUUUUUUUGAUGAUAUUAGUUGUCUUGAUUCAGUAUUCUUCCUCAAAUAUAUUUUUUCUAUUAUUC
Messenger RNA from Harmonia axyridis, 1967 nucleotides. RefSeq lists its product as uncharacterized. The transcript has 6 exons. Bases 272 to 1666 code for a protein of 464 amino acids. Lineage: Eukaryota; Metazoa; Arthropoda; Insecta; Coleoptera; Coccinellidae. The record is from RefSeq and is a predicted model, not a curated record.